CAACAACGCGCUCACGCAGUAAAAAAAAAAUGGAUAAUGCAGUAUAUGAAACAUUGUUGAGAGUAGCUAAUCCUGAUGGAGCGAUUCGACAAGCAGCUGAAAAUCAAUUGAAAGAGCUUGCUGUUCAGCCUGAGUUCCCUAUCAGUUUAGCCAAGCUGACCGUGUCUCAGCAGUUCCCAGUACCUCAACGUCAAUUGGCUGCAGUUACACUCAAGAGCUAUGUUACAACACAUUGGUCGUCAAAGAACGACGACAAGUUUAUCGGACCUGAGGCUCCUCCAGAGGCCAAGGCUGCUGUUCGAGAAAUCAUUAUUACCGGCCUUCAGGAUCCAGAAUCAAAAAUUCGAGUUGUCAGUGCCUAUGUUGUAUCAAAGAUCGCCCAUGACGAUUUUCCCGAAGACUGGCCACAGUUGUUUGAUAUCUUGUUGAAUUAUUUAAAAGGAAGUAAUACAGAUAGCGUUCAUGGCGCAAUGCAUGUUUUGUUGGAAAUGGUCAAGAAAGAUAUCAGUAUUCAACAGCUGCCUCAAAUUGGACCUGUCUUGAUUCCCGAAAUGUUUCGUAUUUUGACAUCUGAUAACGCUUAUUCAUUCAGCACAAGAGGAAGAGCCGUUGAUAUAUUUACCAGUUGUGUCGAGAUGUUAUCAACCUUGCGUGCAGAGAAUCCUACACUAGCUGACCAAUUUAUCGCGCCUAUUAUCCCUCAAUGGCUUGAAGCCUAUGUCGUCAUUUUAAACCAUCACGUUCAAGACGAUCCCAAGAGAGCAACAGAGGAAUACGGACUAAAGAUGAAAGUGGUCAAGUGUAUCUGCAGCAUCAGCGCCGAAUUUCCUAAAUACAUCUCUGCCAACUUGCCUAAGCUGUUUGAACCCAUCUGGACAGAAUUAUACAGCUUAAAGGAACGAUAUGUUGCCGAAUUUAUCAGUGAUUCUGGAGAGAUUGGUGAGACCUUUGCUGACUCGGACGGUAACGAGAUUGGAUUCCAGAACCUACUGUAUGCCCUGUUUGACUUUGUAGCUGGUGCAUGCAAUAAAAAGACGGUUCGAGAACUCUUUAUCAAGGACGGUACGACGACACCGUUCUUUGAACAGUUGCUUUACGUUUACAUCAUCUAUAUGCAGAUCACCCAGGAACAGGUCGAGAUGUGGUCCAUGGAUGCCAACCAAUACGUUGCGGACGAAGAGGACGGUACUUACACAUUCAACGCUCGUGUUGCCUCCAUCGAUGUACUCUUAUCCUUACAAGAAGCCUUCCCGGUUCCUUUCUUCCGUGCCCUGACGGUAGCCGUGCAAAGACAUAUUGCAGAAUCCAAUGAAGUCAGAGCGGCUGGAAACGGUGAUUGGUGGAAGAUUCAAGAGUCUUGCUUAUUGGCCGUCGGCCGUCUUUCUGAAGAACUGACCGAUGCCCUGGCUGAUCCUGCCAAGAAUGUUCAGUUCGAUCUCAAGAGUUUAUUUGACCAUGUCGUACUCGAAGACAUGAAGGCCUCAGAAUAUCCUUUCUUACAGGGCCGUGCUUUUGUAUUUGCCUCUGAAUUUGCCAAGGUUUUACCAACCGAGAUGGCAAGUCAAUACGUGUCUGUGGCGGUUCAUGCUCUGCAGUCGCCUACCAGCGGAAUCCCUGUCAAGAUUUCAGCUUUAAGAGCGUUGAACAACUAUUGUAAAUACUUGAACGCAGUGUACAUUUCCAACUAUCAAGUUCAAAUUAUGGAAGGCACAUGCUUACUAUUGUCUAAUGCCACAGAAGAAUCAUUGAUGCUUCUGCUCGAUACAUUGGGUUCUGCUAUCAAGAUCAAUCAAGAAGUAACAGCUAAAUACGAUCAAAUUCUGACACCUGCCAUUUUGCAAGUAUGGCAAAAGUAUGCUUCUGACUCUAUUAUCACCAGCUAUAUUCUUGAUUUGUUUGAAGAGUUGGCAAAAAACAGUUUCUAUUAUGCUGCUUUGUGCCAAACAGCGCUUCCAUUCAUUCGACAAGUCUUUACCACACCCAACACCGACCCUGUUGUCCAAGCAUCUGCUAUUGAUUUAUUGACGGCCAUGACCGCAUUUGGACCAUCUCCUUUGCCCAGAGAGUUUACUGAACAAAUGUUUCCUGAAUUGAUGCAAUUGGUCUGGAACGUGCAUGAUAUCGAUGUACAUCAAAGUGCACAAGAGUGCCUGAAGAAGUUGAUUAGUAAAGACUGUGAACAUUUACUGCAAUGGCAUGACGGUUCUGGUAAAUCAGCUCUGGAUUAUAUUAUGCACUUUAUUGCUCGAUUGCUUGAACCCACUGGCUCCGACUCGGAUGCUCUCUUUGUAGGUGAUCUUAUUGUGACCUUGAUUCAAAAGGCUGGUAACAGUAUAGCUCCUGUCUUGCCUGAUGUCUUGACUGCCGUACUCGGCCGUUUGAUGAAUACAGACUCCCAGCCAUUUAUUCAAUCCCUUGUCAUGAUCUUUGCACACUUGAUCAUCUCUCAACAAGAGACUGUAUUCAACUACCUGUGUAAUAUACAAAUUAGCGGAAAGAGCGGAUUAGAGAUCUUGAUGACUACUUGGUGUGAUAACUAUGACAGUUUCUCUGGUUACUAUACAUUGAAAGUCAGUGCUGUUGCAUUGUCCAAGAUGUUCCUUGCCAAUGAUCCUAGACUUCAAAAUAUUCAUGUCAAGGGUGAGAUUGUCGUCAAUCCUAAUGGAGGCAUUGUCACUCGCUCAAGAGCUAAAAAGAACCCUGAUCAAUAUACAGCAAUUCCUGUGCCUGCCAAGAUUAUCAAGCUUUUGAUUGCGGAUACAACCAACACGUUACUGGCUGAUCAACAUCCUAUUGAAGACGCCGAGUCUGUUGGCGAUGACGAUGAAACGGCAGAAUGGGAGGAUGUUGAAGAUGAUCUGUUUGCUACUCGCAAUGAUAUCAACUAUCUGUCCGACAUGUUGGCCAAUAUUGAAAAUAAUGAUGACGAAGAAGAUAAUCCUGACCUGAAAAACGAUCCUAUUUAUCAAACAGACAUGAAAGUGUACUUGACUGAUUUCUUACGGAACUGCCAUGUACACAACAUCAACCAUUUCAACGAGAUUUGUACUAGUCAGCUAAACCAAGAAGAAAAGGAUACUUUAAAUUACAUCCUUGGUUAAUAAUAUAAUA
This is a messenger RNA of Rhizopus microsporus ATCC 52813, 3111 nucleotides long. Its product is annotated as ARM repeat-containing protein. The coding region runs from base 30 to 3101 and encodes 1023 amino acids. The transcript has 12 exons. Gene Ontology annotation, cellular component: nuclear envelope; cytosol. NCBI's taxonomy places the organism in Eukaryota, Fungi, Mucoromycota, Mucoromycetes, Mucorales, Rhizopodaceae. The record is from RefSeq and is a predicted model, not a curated record. Gene Ontology annotation, biological process: protein import into nucleus. Gene Ontology annotation, molecular function: small GTPase binding.